AUUCCCGAAUUGCUCGCGAACUGGCAGCUGGGAUGUGAUUUCAGGAGAGCAGCUUUUUCCAGGGGCUGAUGGAUGUAAGGUUGGUAAUGGACUCUUGUCCUUCCCUUCUCCCAGGCUAUCAGCAGGGCAGAUGCUGGUCCUCGGGAUGCUGAAAUGGGUGGUCAGUGGGACAGCACAGAGCAAAGCCUCCGGCCGCUGGAAGCUUGUUUUGCCCUUGCGGUUUCUAGGCAGCUCCCCUUGUCGAAUCCCAGCAGAUGACAGCUUCCACUCCACCUCGCUCUCCGAAACAGAGCCUCCGCGGGUCUUCAUCACAGGGGGUCUUGGCCAGCUGGGAAUAGGACUUGCUGGCCUUUUGAGGAGACGAUUUGGGAAGGACAACGUGAUCUUAUCAGACAUAAAGAAGCCCCCUGCUCACAUCCUCCACAGUGGCCCGUUCAUUUAUGCCGAUAUCCUGGAUUAUAAGAAACUCCGUGAGAUCAUGGUGAACCACCGGAUUAGCUGGAUCUUUCACUACAGUGCGCUGCUCAGCGCUGUCGGAGAAGCAAACGUGGCCUUGGCCAGAGAUGUGAAUAUAACUGGACUGCAUAACAUUCUAGAUGUUGCAGCCGAAUUCAAUAUGAGAUUGUUUGUGCCCAGCACGAUUGGAGCUUUUGGAGCUACCUCUCCUCGGAACCCUGCACCUGAUCUCUGCAUUCAAAGGCCCAGGACCAUCUAUGGGGUAUCCAAGGUCCACGCGGAGCUCAUGGGAGAAUACUAUUAUUACCGGUAUGGGUUAGAUUUCCGGUGCCUGAGAUAUCCUGGAAUCAUUUCUGCAGAAUCCCAGCCUGGAGGAGGAACAACUGACUACGCAGUCCAGAUUUUCCAAGAUGCAGCAAAGAAAGGCACAUUUGAGUGCAACCUCAAGGCCAGCACCAGGCUCCCCAUGAUGUACAUCAGCGACUGCCUCAGGGCCACCCUGGAAGUCAUGGAGGCCCCUGCAGAGCGCCUCUCCAUGAGGACCUACAACAUCAGCGCCAUGAGCUUCACCCCCGAGGAGCUGGCACGGGCCAUCGUUAAGCACAUACCCGACUUCCAGAUCACCUACUGUGUGGAUCCCCUCCGGCAAGCCAUAGCUGAGAGCUGGCCCAUGAAACUAGAUGACAGCAAUGCCCGUAUGGAUUGGGGCUGGAAGCACGACUUUGAUCUUCCGCAGCUGGUGGCUACAAUGCUCACCUUCUAUGGAGCCAGCACCAGAUGUGCCCAAGCGAACUGAAGGAGGAGAGCAACUCCCGCGCCCCCACAGUGCAAGAGGCUUCUCUUAGUUGGAGAACUAAUUGGAUGGAAUUCGGGCAGCUCACUCAGAACCGCUGGGUGGGGUUGGCGUUCCUUCACAUGUGGCCUUUGUUGUGUGCCUAAACUGGUCUAAGCACACGUACCACAGAAAUGAAGACCUAAGUGGUAGUGGCUGUGUCUUGGAAUUUGCAACGUUUGUGUUUAAUUAAAUUCAGUUUAAGGAUCACUCCUGAGACCCUCUCUUGACCGGAAACCAAAGAUUACAUUUUAAUGAUUUUCAAAGAUGCUUUUCAUGUUCAGAACUUUCAGACUUCAUCCAAAAUGAUGGCUCGCAGGUAACUUUUAUUUAAGAUUUAUCUUUUUGCUUGAGAUUAAGAGUAUGGAAGAUGUUGCAGUUCAUAAAGGGCAUGAGUUGUGUGGGGUUUGCUUCCAUUUAGGGCUGCAAGAAAGCUCAGUGAUGUCUUUGGGACUUUUAAUUCCCUGACCUGGUGACAUCAGCAACCCCAAAGAGACUGUUGAAAUGCAUGUUUCUGGGCUUCACCCCCUCAGACCGACCCAGCAACGUGGAGGAAGCUGGCUGUGACCCAACCCUCUAAGACAGGCUCCAAACACAGCUUCUAAAGACUGCCAUCCUGUGAUAGUAGUGAAUCCCACCAACAGGGAGGCUGGUCAGUUCCUGCUGGCACACCUGGCUACCUGCAGAAAUCGCCAGCAAGAGGAACUUCCAGUCCCACAACCGUAGUCAAUAAUAGCUGCACUUCUCCAUAGGUUGGUGAUGGUAAAUUAUUACGCAUUUAGAUUUUAAAGUCCUAGGUUGUGGCCUGAUUUUUUUUUUUUUUUUGAGUCUUAACUGGAUUUGAAUCUUUAACUAGAGAACUUUUAGAUAAUUGAGUUUCAAUAGCUACAAUAGCAUAGUCUAUCUCUCACACACUUAGUAUAAUUAAGCUUCACAUUUGGGGCUUUUUGUUUCUGAAAAUCUUCUUUACAGAUUUAUUGAGUUCAAAUGCCAUAAAAUUUGUAAUUUGGGAUCUGGAGAAAAGUCUCAGCAGUUAAAAGCACUGGCUGCUCUUGUAGAGGACCUGAGUUCAGUUACCAGCAUCCACAUGGCCGCUCAUAACUUUCUGUAACUCCAGUCCCGGGGGAUGUGACACCCUUUUCUGACCCGUAAGCACCAGCGCACGUUUGUAUGCAAAUGGUACGCGAAAAUACU
Molecule: messenger RNA, 2482 nt
Organism: Alexandromys fortis (reed vole)
Lineage: Eukaryota; Metazoa; Chordata; Mammalia; Rodentia; Cricetidae
Product: L-threonine 3-dehydrogenase, mitochondrial
Exons: 8
Coding region: 131-1252 (373 amino acids)
Biological process (GO): L-threonine catabolic process
Molecular function (GO): L-threonine 3-dehydrogenase activity
Source: RefSeq, a predicted model, not a curated record